Molecule: messenger RNA, 435 nt
Organism: Ilyonectria robusta
Lineage: Eukaryota; Fungi; Ascomycota; Sordariomycetes; Hypocreales; Nectriaceae
Exons: 2
Coding region: 1-435 (144 amino acids)
Source: RefSeq, a predicted model, not a curated record
AUGCAUGCCACAGCCUGGGGAAGCCGGGGACUAAGGGCUCAUAACGACGAGGCCAAAGCAUCCCUGGGGCGCUGGGAGAAACAUGCCGACCUGGUUCCUCCCCCCCUCCCCUCGGCCGACCCCGGAACGCCGGCCAUCCAACUCUCCGAGGACGACAGAUUCGUCGAGCCCAAGCAUGAGCACUUCAACGAGGUCGAGCGGUCUGUCGGAUUCAACAUCCUGGCCAAGUUCGUCGACUUGGUGUCAGGUUCGGCGAGCAUCAAGGCAAGCCGACGCGACGUCCAGCGAUACGGCACUGUGGAUCACGAAAUUCGAAAGCUGAAACCAAUCCCCGAAGCGGCACUUGAAGCCAUUCUCAAGCUCCGUAUGGACUUCAGUGUGCAGUUUGUCAAACAGAAUGCGGGUGAUGGGCCGGCCGAGCCCAAUCUCGAGUAG